Messenger RNA from Sinocyclocheilus grahami, 1449 nucleotides. RefSeq names its product wings apart-like protein homolog. The record is from RefSeq and is a predicted model, not a curated record. The transcript has 3 exons. Lineage: Eukaryota; Metazoa; Chordata; Actinopteri; Cypriniformes; Cyprinidae. Bases 1 to 1449 code for a protein of 482 amino acids.
AUGGUUGUUCACAGGGAAUAUGAGACAGAUGCCACAAUGACAUCUAGAUUUGGAAAAACAUACAGCCGAAGAGGAGGCGAUGGGACCUCGAAGUUUGACGAGGUGUUGUCCAAUAAAAGAGCCACGCUCAGCACCAAAUGGGGCGAGACGACUUACAAAGCCAAGGUGGGAGCAAAGAGGCCCGGUUUGAAGACCGAGGUCACAGAUCAGACCAAGAGGACCAAGGUCUUGGAUGGUGAUGGAUCAGAGGAUCCGUUCGGAUUCGACAGUGACGACGAAUCCAGGCCGGUCACGUCUCGUAAUGUAGCCCAGCCUAAAUCCAAAAUGACGUCGACAGGGGGAUCCCAGGCCAGCCUAACGCUGGAGCCCAACAGCAGGGUGAACCAGCCUGCCAGCAUAGAGGCCGUGGCCCCCAGCAGGGCCCCUUUCGUUCUCAGCACUGAGAGAAGUGCUCCCAAAGUGCCAGAGGAUCCUGGGAAUUUUUUUAACACCUCUACUGCAGGAAAAACCCAGAGUUGGUCCAUCGAGAGCACAGACCGCCACAGCUACUCAUGGUACAAAAACCCUUCUGAAAGCGACACGAUACCUCUUGCCCAGACUACCACGUUAAAGUCUGAAAAAACAGAGGACAAGGAUUCUUACGAUGCCUGGAGCGCUGCGGUUGGUCUGGGAGCACGCUCCACAUCCCUCUUUACUGAACCUAAAGACCCUCCGUCUACCUUGUGGGCAUCCAGUAGUUACAGUCACAGCAACAUUCAGGGCAAAACCUCCACUGAGACUCGGUUAGACAAGUUUGCUCAAGGGAACUUAAAUUUUCCUGUUGAGCCAUCUGAAAGUGAGGACCACUCUCAGUCUGUGCUCAGGGCGUCCAGCUGCAGAACGUACUGCAGACCCAGUAAAGGCAAACAGCCUGGUGGAGCUGAUGGGAGUGGAAGCGCUUCCAGUCAUAGCUCCAUGGGGGUGUUGGAGAACACCGGGGCCGAAAAUGCUGGGAAAACUAUAAACAGAGGUCGUACGAGAGACUUUACAGUGCUACACCCUUCUUGUGUUUCCAUGUUUAACGUCACCUUCCAGGACUCUAUGGACCGUAGUAUGGAGGAGUACACAGCCAGCGCCCCAGCUGCUGGACCAGGAGAUACUGGAAGACUGAGGAAGAAAAUGGAGGCAGAAAGCAAACCUUUCAGUCGAUCCAGACCCACACAGAACAAAAUGAAGAGCAGUAAGCUGGAGCUCUUUGGGUUUGAUGACACUGAUGCUGUGGCUGAGGAUGACGACUCUGCUUCAGGAAGCUCUAACUACAGGAUCAAAUACUUCGGCUUUGAUGACCUGAGUGGGAGUGACGGUGGUAAUGCAGUUAUGUUGCUCACCCCCGCUGGCAGCUCAGCCAUUAUUACCAAUGUUCCUGCGGCUGCUCUAUGUGCACACAGGCUUCUCUGGGGUUAUGAUUGA